Stomoxys calcitrans (stable fly) is the source of this 3649-nucleotide messenger RNA. RefSeq names its product polyadenylate-binding protein-interacting protein 1 (gene Paip1). NCBI's taxonomy places the organism in Eukaryota, Metazoa, Arthropoda, Insecta, Diptera, Muscidae. Bases 209 to 1831 code for a protein of 540 amino acids. The record is from RefSeq and is a predicted model, not a curated record. The transcript is spliced from 2 exons. Gene Ontology annotation, molecular function: RNA binding; translation activator activity; protein binding. Gene Ontology annotation, biological process: regulation of translational initiation.
UCUGUUCCGUCAUUCUCUUUUUUCGAUGCAUUGAAUUGUUGUUUUGUGUUUCAUGUGCAAAUUAAAUAGAUUAAAAAACUUGAGAAAAAAUUGUGAAUUAUUUAAUUAAUUAAAUAAACGAAGGCAAUAAAACAAUAUCUUAUAGACAAAGUAUCGGUGGAGCAAGGAGAAACGAAAACCUAAAGUACUUUCCACAACCAUCAUCAACAUGGAUAUGACACCAGGACGUGCCAUAUACAUUCCCGAUGAGGAAUUAAAACCAUUGCGGACACCCAAAACAUAUCGACCCACAGAGACACAAGCUGCGACCAAUGCAAAUGCUCCGAAAAGUCUGUCGGCCAAUGCGACAGAGUUUGUGCCACGGUUUAAUGUUUUGAGUCACAAUAAUGUCCAAGAGCGAUUGCAAAGGCAUCAAAGGCAAUUUAUACAAGACAACUAUCAACAAUAUCAACAGCCACAACAACAACAACAACAGCAGCAGCAGCAACAACAAUAUAAUCAAUCCUAUGCCAAUGGCUAUAGUGGAGGACAUCAGCAGCAGCAAUUGACUCAUCAAAUAAAUUCUAUGAAUAUCCAGGAUCGUUUGCGCCGCACCAACAAUGGGGCUGGCAGUGGCAACAGCAGCUCCAGUAGCAGCGGCAAUAACAGCACAUUUUUUCCCCAAACGAAUCAGUCGUACCAUCGCAACAACAAACACCAUCACAACAACCACCAUAACAAUCAGCAACAGCGUUACAACAACCAUCACUAUUCGCAGCAACAUCAAUUCCACAAUAACCAACACCACCACCAUCAUCAUCAUCAAAAUCAGUCCCACAACCAUCAUCAACACCACCACCACAAUCAGCAACACUCGAAUCAAACCGCCUCGGCGGUGGCUGCUGGCGGCAGUAAUGUCGAUCCGGCCACUGAUGUCCAGAACAUUGCUUUGGAUUAUUUGCAAACUGUGAUUCAAUGUCUCAACCAAAAUCCUGGCCAGUUCGAUACCAUUGCCACACGCUUCAUAACCAUAUUCGAUGGCAUGGAGAACAAUCAUUAUGUGCUGUCCAUAGCCAUGGAGGAUAUAUUCGAUGAAUCCAUCAAGAAUCCCAACUUCCGUUACAUGGGGGCCCGUUUGUAUAAUCUCUUGCACAUGUUGAAUCCCUCGAAGGAUUCGCUAUUCCACACUUUCCUCAAGUGUAAAUUGGACUUCCAUCAGGAGGAGAUGCGUAACUACAUACAGAACAACCAACAGGGCAAGGUGAGGGAGACGGCGCUAUUUCUGGCCGAACUCUAUAUGCAGUUGAGGGGCGAUGAUUCGCGCAUUUAUUUAAUAGCCGAGAACAUAGUGUAUUCCUUGAAACAGUUGCUGGAGCAUGUGGUGCCCGAGAAUGUGCGUUGCAUUUGUUUGACUUUGAAACUGGCCGGCUAUGAUCUUUCGCAGGAUUGUACCGAAGACAUGAAGUACAUCAUUGGUCGUUUGGAGGCCAUCAACAGUGAAAAUCCGGGUAAAUAUCCUUUGGCCAGCAAUGUUAUCUCCUUGCAAAAGAACAAUUGGGGCCGCAAGACCUCCGGCUCGGACAGUUUGGGCGAAGGCGAAUCCUCCAAGCCACCAGAGCCCUUGCGCAUCAGUGAUGAUCCCGUGUUCUAUGGACCCGAUGGCCGAGAAAUAACCGCCGAAGAGUGUGAGUUUCUAACCAAUGGCGCUAAUCAAGACGCAGCCGCUGCCGGUGGUGGUAAUGGUUCGAGCGAUAACGACGACGACAAUGACUUGGACGAAUUGGAUCCCGAAAUGGAUGAGGAGACUGAAAGAGAUUAUAAACUAUUUCUUAAGCAAGCCAACAAUUCAUAGGUUAUAUACUAUUCUUUAAAUUGCUAAUUAUUACUAUUAUUAUAAAUAAUGAUUAUAAUUCCUCCCCCUACGCCCCCCUCCAUACCGACCCUCUUUCACUUCACACACACGAAAUUAAGAAGUAAUGUAAUGAUAUGAAAUGAAAUGAUAUGAAACGAAUCGAAACGACUCAAGGCUCGUAACGAAUAGAAUAUACAGUAAAAAGAAAACAAAAACAAAAAAACAUUUAAAGAGAGAGAGAGACAGAGAAACGUAUUAAGUACAUGAAGAAGAAGAACAACAACACGAACAUAACAUUACCAUUUAUUAAACCCUUGCAACAAAAUCGCCCAAGAAAACCCUAUUUCCCCCCGCCCCCCAAACCCCUACACCAACAGCCCCUGCUGAAAUUACAGUUUGAGAAAAAAAAGAACAAAACACAAAAAUGAAAUGAACAUGAAAAAAAUAUAUAAAAUAUGAAAAAAGCGCAUAAUGCACGUAAAAAAAUGUGAUGUUAUAUUGAAAGUAAUCUGCAAACAGACAGACAAAAAAAAAUCUUAAAUUUAAUGUGAUAUUUUCUCUUCUUUCUUUCUUCUUUUAACUAUCUCUUCAGCUAAUUUUACUUCUUCUGUAUCAUCAUUUUCACAAAAAACAAAAAAAAAAAACUCCCUUUUUGCCCAUAAUUUUUAUUGUUGUUAUAUUUUUUUAUUUAUAAAAAUUUUAAUUAUGAACUUUUUGUGUUUUAUGCAAAACGAUAUUUGGAUGAACAAAAAAAAAAAAACAAAACAAACGGAUAACAAUGAGACAAAGGAUUGCAGUGUACCGAAAGUAGAUUUAAACAAACUAUUUAUGCCCAGCCGCCUUUGACGCAACUCAAUGACUCAAUUUAAGGCUCAGUUUAAGUUCUGCAAAGUUGGGUGUCUUUGUCACAAACAUAUCUAAUGCCGUGAUACCAGUUUCAAGUAAUUUUGCCUGUUUGUCGAUGUCAAACGGUUGCUUUUCGUUCGUCCGGUCUUCUUUUUCCGAUCUAUAUUCGUCUAUAUAAACGCUUUUUAUAUCCACCACCGUAUAUUCAUUUUGUCAUUCCGUUUGCAACAUAUCGAAAUAUCCAUUACCGACCCUAUAAAGUACAUAUUUUCUUGAUCGGCGUAAAAAUCUAAGACGAUCUAGCCAUGCCCGUACGUCUGUCUGUCCGUCUGUCUGUUGAAAUCACGCUACAGUCUUUAAAAAUAGAGAUAUUGAACUGAAACUUUGCACACAUUCUUUUUUUUUUGUCUAUAGGUAGAAUAAGUUUGAAGAUGGGCUAUAUCUUGAUAUAGCCCCCAUAUAGACCGAUCCGCCGAUUUAGGGUCUUAGGCUAAUAAAAGCCACAUUUAUUAUACGAUUUUGUUAAAAUUUGGGACAGUGAGUUGUGUUAGGCCCUUCGACAUCCUUCUUCAAUUUGGCUCAGAUCCGUCCAGAUUUGCUUAUAGCUGACAUAUAGACCGAUCUCUCGUUUUUAGGUUGUGGGCCCAUAAAAGGCGAAUUUAUUGUCCGAUUUUGCCAAAAUUUGGGACAGUUGUGUUAGGCCCUUCGACAUACUUCUUCAAUUUGGCCCAUAUCGGUCCAGAUUUGGAUAUUGCUGCCAUAUAGAUCAAUCUCUCCAUUUAAGCCUUUGGGCCCGUAGGCUUAGUCCAGUUUUUUUUUCCUUCUUUAAUUUGGCCCAGAUCGGCCCAGAUUUGGAUAUAGCCGCUAUAUAGACCGAUCUCUCGAUUUAAGGUUUUGGGCCCAUAAAAGGCGCAUUUAUUAUCCGAUUUUGCCAAAUUUGGGACUGUGGGUUGUGUUAGGCCCUUCGACAUA